Messenger RNA from Psilocybe cubensis, 1536 nucleotides. RefSeq lists its product as uncharacterized. Lineage: Eukaryota; Fungi; Basidiomycota; Agaricomycetes; Agaricales; Agrocybaceae. The record is from RefSeq and is a predicted model, not a curated record. The transcript has 8 exons. Bases 1 to 1536 code for a protein of 511 amino acids.
AUGCAUUCCCUCAAUUUUUCUGAUUUGCAAGACUACAUACAACAUAUUCCGUACAACACCAACCCGGUCGCCUUGUGCGAGCAGUCAAAUACAAAUGGCGACCCGGCCCCUUUGGAGGCUGCAAAUACCCCUUUGACUGGGUUAUCUAGCAUUUAUCAUCAACCCUCCAGGCUCCGUUUAGACCCAGAGGUGCUGGCUAGCAUCAAACGGCUUAUUGAAGAGGUGGAAGAAGAAAUGGGUGUAAACUAUCUCGACUUGGUUAAGACGCCAGAGGCGAGUGGCGCAGACAUCUACAAUAGCUGGAUAUCAACCUCACAGACUAUCCCAUUGGUACACUCUACAUCACACUCAAUACAGCAGUCAACGCCUGAAGAAAUUGAGGAUUCAUACGAUCCUCGGAAUGGAUUUGAGCCACCAGCCGCCACAGCAGCGAUACCUACACAGAUCAGUACGUUCCCAGAGCUACUAAACUCGCGGAAUACGGCUUCUUUAAGCAGAAGACGUGGUGUUGAAACAUCAAUAUCAAUGUCAAUGCCGGUAAUGGGACAGGCAGGUCCCUCUCGUUGGCAUCAAGAGGAAAGGGCAUAUGGUGAGCCGAUCCAGCCAUCGAUUGACAGGAACGUGUGGCUCGAACAUGAUAUGAAGGGAACAUCGUCAUAUCCCGAGUAUACAGAACUCCCGGGCAGUUCUACCCACAAUACGCUACGUGAUACCAUCGAUGUAUCUUCCUAUCAUCGGAAUAACGGGACGAACCGAAGCCUUGAAUUGGAUAUGGUGCCCUUACAAAAUACGCAGAAUACAAAUGGUGAUGAAAUGUCAACUCCACCACCUCCCCACGUAUGGGGAAGCGCUGAUGCAGCCCAGUAUCAGGGUAUGUUUUACGACCAUGCUCAGCCAUGGUUUCAGCCAGGUGAGGGUUCCAACACCCAUCAUCCAUCAAUGUCUUUCUCCUCAGAAAGAGAGAAGAAAGAAACAAUCAAAACAGGAUCGAUCAAGGAUGGACGCGAAGAACUUCGCUCCAGGCUCACAAAUGAGCCUGUAGAGCGUCAAGACAUCGACAAAGCCCAAACAAAUGAUGGAGGGUGCGGAGAAUGCCCAGCGGAAGGUCAUGGCCAGAAAAUUGGGAGGGACGAGAUCGCGUCUCGAAAGAGGCGACGCAAGGACUCAGACUCGGAGAUCGAGUCCGCUGGAGGCCCCCGGCAGCCCAGAAAAUCCAAGGUGAAUGAGUCUCCGGACUCCAUUCCAGGAAACAUUAGCACAGCGGUACAGGGCUCUCGGGGGAAGCCCAGAAACCUGAACCCGCGGGCGCCAGCAAUGAUGAGGUCGUACGCACACGCCUUGACUCCGCUGACGAUGCCUGAGGCAAAGGAAGGGGGGUUCAUUGCACUCGUCACUGCAGGGACAAAGGAGGCUAGCAAGGCGUUUGGCCACCACCAAAUGCCCGUCGACAUGGACAGCAUGACAAUGGUAACCGGUUUCCCCGAUGCAACCAAAAAGAAAGGAUUGAGAGGUCGUAAAAAGUUGAAGGCCAGUUAA